AUGACUAGUACCGAUAUCAUCGAGCAAUUUAAAAGCGCCAACCAAGAUCACUUAUUCGAAUACUUCAAUGAUUUAUCAAAGGAAGAACAACAACAGUAUUUAAAUCAAUUAUCAAAAAUUGAAGAUGCAUCAACUUUAAUUGAAACCGUUCAAAAUGCAAUUACUUUUUCUAAACAAAAUACUAAAUCGAGGAAAUUAACUCAAUUACCGGUUGAGUCAACGGCUUCUACUCUUGAUACCAAACAAGAAACCUUGGAUAAAUGGUAUGAAAUUGGAUUACAAGCGAUUGCCAAUAAUGAAGUUGCAGUUUUAUUAAUGGCCGGUGGUCAAGGUACUAGAUUAGGAUCAUCUGAUCCAAAAGGAUGUUAUAAUAUUGGAUUACCAUCAAAUAAAUCACUUUUCCAAAUUCAAGCUGAAAAAAUCUUGAAAAUUGAAAAAUUAGCCGCUGAAACUUAUGGUAAAGAUAACGUUGUAAUUCCAUGGUAUAUUAUGACCAGUGGUCCAACUAGACAAUCCACCGAAUCAUUUUUCAUUAAAAAUGAUUAUUUUGGAUUGAAAUCAGACCAAGUUACUUUUUUCAACCAAGGUACUUUGCCAUGUUUCAACUUGGAUGGAUCCAAGAUCUUGUUAGAAUCUCCAAGUAAAUACAGUGAUGCCCCCGAUGGUAAUGGAGGGUUAUAUAAAGGAUUAGCCACCAAUGGAAUCUUGGACGAUUUGACCAACAAGGGUAUUAAGCAUCUUCAUAUGUACUGUGUUGAUAAUUCAUUAGUUAAAGUUGCCGAUCCAACUUUUUUCGGAUUUGUUAUUGACUCCAAAUUUGAAUUAGCAACUAAAGUAGUUAGAAAAAGAGACGCCAAUGAAAGUGUUGGAUUGAUUGUUUUAGAUGAAGAAAAUAAUAAACCAUGUGUUAUAGAAUAUAGUGAAAUAUCCCCAGAAUUAGCAAAUAAAACUGAAAGUGAUGAUGAAUCCAAAUUAUUUUUAAGAGCAGCAAAUAUAGUUAAUCAUUAUUAUUCGGUUGAAUUAUUGCAAAGAGAAAUUCCAAAAUGGAUCUCAUCACAAGAAUACUUACCAUUUCAUAUCGCUACUAAAAAAAUUCCUUAUUGGGAUUCAAAAGAAGGUAAAGUCAUAAAGCCAAAAGAACCAAAUGGAAUAAAAUUAGAACAAUUCAUCUUUGAUGUAUUCCCAUCAAUUGAGUUAAGUAAGUUUGGUUGUCUUGAGGUUAACAGAAGUGAAGAAUUUAGUCCAUUGAAAAAUGCCGAUGGCGCUCCUAAUGAUACUCCAACCACUUGUAGAAAUCACUAUUUAGAAAUGGGGACUAAUUGGGUUAAACAAAACGGCGCAUCAGUCGAUGGUUUGGUUGAAGUCAGUGGAUUAACUUCGUAUAAGGGAGAAGGCUUACAAUUUGUCAAGGGUAAAGAAUACAAAAAUGGUCAACAAAUUUAA
Messenger RNA from Hyphopichia burtonii NRRL Y-1933, 1443 nucleotides. It is a transcript of the gene UAP1, whose product is annotated as UDP-N-acetylglucosamine diphosphorylase. Gene Ontology annotation, biological process: UDP-N-acetylglucosamine biosynthetic process. The transcript has a single exon. NCBI's taxonomy places the organism in Eukaryota, Fungi, Ascomycota, Pichiomycetes, Serinales, Debaryomycetaceae. Bases 1 to 1443 code for a protein of 480 amino acids. The record is from RefSeq and is a predicted model, not a curated record. Gene Ontology annotation, molecular function: UDP-N-acetylglucosamine diphosphorylase activity.